Messenger RNA from Pseudophryne corroboree (corroboree frog), 4047 nucleotides. RefSeq names its product zinc finger protein 569-like. NCBI's taxonomy places the organism in Eukaryota, Metazoa, Chordata, Amphibia, Anura, Myobatrachidae. The record is from RefSeq and is a predicted model, not a curated record. The transcript has 6 exons. Bases 39 to 3449 code for a protein of 1136 amino acids.
AUGGACACACAAGCAGGAAUAUCUCAGAAGGACAUCUAAUGUUAUCCCCGGAUUGUGACAUAAAAGAUAAUGACAGUAGACAGGAUUCUCCAGGAGCUAACCCCAUUACCCCAAUUAUACAUCCAGCUCUAUCAGCUGGUCCCUCUGAUCCUGGGAAAUGUUCUCCUGAUCACUCUGAUAUUGGUGCAUCUGUUACAGCUCUGACAGUAGAUACAGAGUUUCCCUGUGCUAUAGAUGCCAAAUGUUUUACACAGAACACAAAGCCUAUUAACCCACACACAGGUAAGGCAGGUGAGAGGCCACUGAUAUGUACUGAGUGUGAGAAAUGUUUUACAUACAAAUCAGAUCUUGUUAUACAUCAGAGAAGUCACACAGGUGAGAAGCCAUUUCCAUGUUCUGAGUGUGGAAAAUGUUUUGCAAGCAAAUCAGAUCUUAUUAAACAUCAGAGAAGUCACACAGGUGAGAAGCCAUUUUCAUGUUCUGAGUGUGGGAAAUGUUUUACACGGAAAUCAUAUCUUGUUACACAUCAGCGAACUCACACAGGUGAGAAGCCAUUUCUUUGCUCUGAGUGUGGGAAAGGUUUUGCAAACAAAUCAGAUCUUGUUAAACAUCAGAGAAGUCACACAGGUGAGAAGCCAUUUCCAUGUUCUGAGUGUGGGAAAUGUUUUACACGGAAAUCAUAUCUUGGUACACACCAGCAAACUCACACAGGUGAGAAGCCAUUUCUAUGCUCUGAGUGUGGGAAAUGUUUUGCAAACAAAUCAAAUCUUGUUAUACAUCACAGAAGUCACACAGGUGAGAAGCUGUUUUCUUGCUCUGAGUGUGGGAAAUGUUUUACACAAAAACCACAUCUUGUUAUACAUCACAGAAGUCACACAGGUGAGAACCCAUUUCCAUGUUCUGAGUGUGGGAAAUGUUUUACACAGAAAUCAUAUCUUGUUACACAUCAGCGAACUCACACAGGUGAGAACCCAUUUCCAUGUUCUGAGUGUGGGAAAGGUUUUGCACACAAAUCACAUCUUGUUAAACACCAGAGAAGUCACACAGGUGAGAAGCCAUUUUCUUGCUCUGAGUGUGGGAAAUGUUAUACACAAAAAUCACAUCUUGUUAGACAUCAGCGAACUCACACAGGUGAGAGGCCAUUUCCAUACAUUUUUGGCUAUCUAUAUUUUCAACUUAAAAGUUACAUUACUCUGCACAACAUGGACAAAAUAUCCUUUAAAGCACAGAAACAAUUCAAGUUACGUGUUAGUAUUGCAGACAGAAUAAUCAGACCUUCCCCCCACCCUCCUCUCCUCCAGCGUACUCCCAGUUCUUGCCUGGUCUAUGAAUAUUCUCUGCCAAGUGAACUGGAACGUCUCAGCAACUUAGUUGGGAAACCAUCCGUGAACCACCCACUCAAUAACAGCGGCUUACUCAGCUUGGACCCAGUUCACGACAAGACCCCUCUGUACAGUUCUUCUUCUGCAAGCCGCCCUCCUCUAAGGCGCCCAUCACAGGGCUCUGAGAAUUUACAGAGGAGGCCCAGUAAGACACGUCGUGUGGAGUCUGAAUCUGCGCCUCCAUCUUCACCACCCAGGCGGCGCAUCUCCGCAGUCUUGCCCCAGCCACCACAGGCAAUUUUGGCAAGUCCCCAAAGUGAUGAGCCACGAUCACCUCAGCUGUCUGAAGAGACGUAUGUGACUGAUUUAAAGGCAGAAGAUCUAGAGGUAGAAGACGAGACAUAUGUGAGGGGUGAUCAGCAGUGUAAGGAGGAGGAGAUCCCUACAGAUAUCAGCACAGCAGAUGGACACACAAGCAGGAAUAUCUCAGAAGGACAUCUGUUAUCCCCAGAUUGUGACAUAAGAGAUAAUGACAGUAGACAGGAUUCUCCAGGAGCUAACCCCAUUACCCCAAUUAUACAUCCAGCUCUAUCAGCUGAUCCCUCUGAUCCUGGGAAAUGUUCUCCUGAUCACUCUGAUAUUGGGGCAUCUGGUACAGCUCUGACAGUAGAUACAGUGUUUCCCUGUUCUAUAGAUGCCAAAUGUUUUACACAGAACACAAAGCCUAUUAACCAGCACACAGGUAAGGUAAGUGAAAGGCCACUGAUAUGUUCUGAGUGUGGGAAAUGUUUUACACAGAAAUCACAACUUGUUACACAUCAGAGAAGUCACACAGGUGAGAAGGCAUUUCCAUGUACUGAGUGUGGGAAAUGUUUUGCACACAAAUCAGUUCUUGUUAGACAUAACAGAAGUCACACAGGUGAGAAGCCAUUUCCAUGUUCUGAGUGUGGAAAAUAUUUUGCACACAAAUCACAUCUUGUUAUACAUAACAGAAGUCACACAGGUGAGAAGCCAUUUUCUUGCUCUGAGUGUGGAAAAUGUUUUACACAGAAAUCACAACUUGUUACACAUCAGGGAAGUCACACAGGUGAGAAGGCAUUUCCAUGUUCUGAGUGUGGGAAAUGUUUUACUCAGAAAUCACAACUUGUUACACAUCAGAGAAGUCACACAGGUGAGAAGGCAUUUCCAUGUUCUGAGUGUGGGAAAUGUUUUGCACACAAAUCAAUUCUUGUUAGACAUAACAGAAGUCACACAGGUGAGAAGCCAUUUCCAUGUUCUAAGUGUGGAAAAUAUUUUGCACACAAAUCACAUCUUGUUAUACAUAACAGAAGUCACACAGGUGAGAAGCCAUUUUCUUGCUCUGAGUGUGGGAAAUGUUUUACAUGGAAAUCACAACUUGUUACACAUCAGAGAAGUCACACAGGUGAGAAGGCAUUUCCAUGUUCUGAGUGUGGGAAAUGUUUUACACAGAAAUCACAACUUGUUAGACAUCAGAGAAGUCACACAGGUGAGAAGGCAUUUCUAUGUUCUGAGUGUGGGAAAUGUUUUGCACACAAAUCAGUUCUUGUUAGACAUAACAGAAGUCACACAGGUGAGAAGCCAUUUCCAUGUUCUGAGUGUGGAAAAUAUUUUGCACACAAAUCACAUCUUGUUAUACAUAACAGAAGUCACACAGGUGAGAAGCCAUUUUCUUGCUCUGAGUGUGGGAAAUGUUUUGCACUGAAAUCAGAUCUUGUUAGACAUCACAGAAGUCACACAGGUGAGAAGCCAUUUCCAUGUUCUGAGUGUGGGAAAUGUUUCACACAGAAAUCACAACUUGUUACACAUCAGAGAAGUCACACAGGCGAGAAGGCAUUUCCAUGUUCUGAGUGUGGGAAAUGUUUUGCACACAAAUCAGAUCUUGUUAUACAUCACAGAAGUCACACAGGUGAGAAGCUGUUUUCUUGCUCUGAGUGUGGGAAAUGUUGUGUAAGUAAAUCACAUCUUGUUAUACAUCAGAAAAGUCACACAGGUGAGAAGCUGUUUUCUUGCUCUGAGUGCAGGAAAUGUUUUAUCCAAAAAUCACAUCUUGUUAGACAUCAGCGAACUCACACAGGUGAGAAGCCAUUUCUAUAUUCUGAGAAAUAAAUCAGCUCUUGUUACACACAAUAGACAUCACUCAGGUGAGGAACCAUUUUAAUCUUCUGGAGUAUAGUUAUCAUUGCCAUGCGUUGUUCUUCAAGGUUCUUAUCCUAUCUCCUAUGCUUUUUGCAAUAUACAUGUUACCACAGUGAAAUAAUCAGAUGUCAUGUCCUCAUCUACCACUGCUAUACAGAUGACCUGUCUUUUGCUCCAGGUACUGAGAACCCAGUACCAAUCCUAAAUGGUUGUCUAGCUGAGCUCCAGGUAUGGGUGAUGCCAGUUGGCUGUGACAGUCCUGGCGAAAUAGGUCCUUAUGAUAGAAGCUAGAGUUACAAAAUGCUGAUCCUGUGCAGAAUCUUGGUGUCCUGGAUUGUGGAGUGACACUUAGACAUCAGGUAUCAGCCACAAUCAGAUCCUCAUCUGAGGAACAUAGCCAGACUCCAGCACUUAAUUCCCUCAGAAGAUCUACCUACAGUCACACAUGUACUUGUAUCAUCACGCAUAGACUACUGCAAUGUCCUCUACCUGGGUCUCCCAGCAAAAGAAUUGCACCGGUUGUAGCUUGUAUAGAAUGCAGCAGCCAGGCUGUUACCUAACCUGCCCG